Molecule: messenger RNA, 681 nt
Organism: Glycine soja
Lineage: Eukaryota; Viridiplantae; Streptophyta; Magnoliopsida; Fabales; Fabaceae
Exons: 2
Coding region: 19-447 (142 amino acids)
Source: RefSeq, a predicted model, not a curated record
UCUUUUCAUAGCCAAUGGAUGUACAGAUACCCAAAGUAUGUUUUAUUCCACUAUGAUGGCAACAAACAUUCCAUUCGAGUAAGGACGUAUGGUAGCAAAUGUUUUUUUGCUGAUGGCCUAAAGGAAUUCAGAAGGGCACACGAUCUAAAUGAGAGUGUCAUUCUUCGUUUUGUUGCUUUUGACAAAAAUAUUACUUUCUCCGUUGAUGUCAUCAGACCUACACAUAGGCAGUUGCAUGUAAAGCCCGUUAUAUCAACCAGGAGACAUAUUUUUACAACUGAUGUCACAAAGGAGAUGAUACAGUGCAACCUCCCUUUGUUUCUUCCAGCAACAGCUUCCAGAUUUGUCUAUGGUUACAAAAAAUUUAUUACCCUUCAGCGUGCAUGGACUGGCAAAACGCACCCAGUGGGACGUCACCAUCCACAAUGGUGUGCCAUCAAUUGCUGACCCAUGGUUCCACUUUCUUCAUGAAAAAAAAUUGAUGCCCGAAGAUGAGGUAGUCUUCUACUACCGGCUUGAUGACCAUGCAUGGGAACUGUUGAUCAGGAAAGAUAUUGAAUGGGACAACGAGGACAUCAACUUUGACAACUGACUUUUCUUCAAUGAACAAAUUUAUUUUGUAUUUUUUAACAUAUUGAACAAUCUUUUCUUUUGUUAUCAUCCAACGAAGUUAGUAUUUUU